Messenger RNA from Chaetomium fimeti, 1465 nucleotides. RefSeq lists its product as uncharacterized. The coding region runs from base 259 to 1437 and encodes 392 amino acids. Gene Ontology annotation, molecular function: nucleic acid binding; zinc ion binding. Lineage: Eukaryota; Fungi; Ascomycota; Sordariomycetes; Sordariales; Chaetomiaceae. Gene Ontology annotation, cellular component: spliceosomal complex; nucleus. The record is from RefSeq and is a predicted model, not a curated record. The transcript has a single exon. Gene Ontology annotation, biological process: mitotic DNA replication checkpoint signaling; mitotic DNA damage checkpoint signaling; nuclear DNA replication.
CUCAACGCAUCAUCAUCGCCCUCAGACUUAGAAGUCUGACAAGCCAACCUCUACGUCGAUAUUUACCCCUACAAGCCAUUGUCGAAACCAACAUACCGACAGUCGUUAUACGGUUCCAAUUCGCCGAGAACAUACACCGAUCCCUCGAUUUCAAGCCACUAUACCCACCCCUCCAAUUCCUUUUCACGCUAGGUUUAAACUACUUGUAACGUAGCGUUACACCGUCUUCUCCCAACUCGACCCAAUCCCUCUUCCACCAUGGCCGACGUUCGCGCCCUUCUACGGCAGCAACGCGCGGCCCGCCGAAUCGAGCACCCCCAUGCUUCGUACUCAGACGCCGGUAAGCUCGUGUGCACCGUCUGCAGCGAGCAGGUCAAAACCGAGUCCCUUUGGGACGGGCACCUCCGGAGCGCUGGGCAUCGACAGCGGCUACAAAGCAUACACCAAUCCUCGGCGAAGAACGGCUCCAAUGGCUAUGCUGGAUUUGUAGACCAGGGCUCCGAGGUGCAGGGCUCAACCAACAAACGGAAGCUGGCCGAUUCGGACGACGACAUGGCCGACACAGACGACACGAGCGGAUCUCAAAGAAAGCGGACCAAACCCGACGGCUCGCCAACAGAACACUCCCAACAAGAGACGAGGACACCAUCCAAAAAAGACGACACCGACAAGCACGGCAAGCCCAUCACACCACCCCUCACCCGCCGAACGUCAGGCACCCCCACCGCCGGCGUCGAGAUGCAGAUCCCAUCCCGCCCAGCCACACCCAGCGCGGGCGGAUCAAGGACGCCAAAAGCCACAACCCCCAAGGCGGCACCAGUUGGCCGGUCACCGUUGAUACCAGACGAGGCCACGGCCUCGCAACAAGACGCGAUCCGGGGCCCAAGAACGGGCGCACAGCCAACAUCCUCCACCACCACCACCACAACAGCGGCGACAGCAGUACCAGUCGACGAAGACGAGUGGGCGGCCUUCGAAGCCGACCUGGUACACGAAAGGAAACCAGCACACAAACCCACCGCCGCCGCCACCGCAACCGCCGCACUAGACAGCGGCGCGGUGAUCUCGGCGCCCGUGAUGAGCGCGGCGGAGAUCGCGGCCAAGUCGGAGGAGGAAGAGCGGGCGAAGCGGCGGGCGCUGGCGGACAUACAGCUCGAGGACGAGAAGGAAGAGGCGACGCGGGCGCUGGAGAACGAGUUCGAGGUGAUGGAGGAGCUGGAGGCGCGGGCGAAGCGGCUGCGGGAGCGGCGCGAGGCGCUGCGGGUGCAGAGUAAUGGUAAUGGCGGGGCGAUGGAGGGGGUGGUGGUGGCGGAUGCUGGGGGCAAGGGGCCUGCUGCUGCUGCGAAUGGGAAGGAGAAUGCUGCUGUUGAGGAGGAGGAGGAGGAGGAGGAUGAUGAUGAUGAUGAUGAUUGGGAUGGGUUCAGGUUUCGCGCGUAGGGGCGUUGAGACAUUGAGGUCCUCCUGA